Molecule: messenger RNA, 2856 nt
Organism: Bombyx mandarina (wild silkworm)
Lineage: Eukaryota; Metazoa; Arthropoda; Insecta; Lepidoptera; Bombycidae
Gene: rdgC
Product: retinal degeneration C
Biological process (GO): detection of stimulus involved in sensory perception
Molecular function (GO): calcium ion binding; phosphoprotein phosphatase activity; protein binding
Source: RefSeq, a predicted model, not a curated record
AUGAGGCGGUUGUUUCAGCAGUAUUUCAGGCUACAUUCGUCACGUAGUCACCGCGAGACGGCUAAACAGCAACUUUGUGACAAUAUUUUAAAAAAUAUAUGUGAUUUAAUUUUCUCUCUUUAUUAUUUUUUUUGGAUUCAACAACGUCGACUAUUCAUCCGGUCAAGAGUAUUCAUGGGUAUAUAAUACAACAGGUCAUGUUCGUAAUUUCAAAUUUCUGCCCAUUGAUCAGCCGCAGCCAUUCCUAAGUCCCGCGAAAAAGUGCCAAGAUGCAAUCGAAAGCGAAGAGAUAAAAGCCACAGAGUAAGGGCCAAGAGUCCCACGAUGUUUUCUUUGGCUGAGGGUUGUGGGUGCGUUAGUUUUCGUGGCGGUCGACGUACUCGCUCCCAAGGAGAUGAUUCUUCAUCAUGCCGGAGCUCAGAAAUAGAACAAGAGGUUCCCCAAAGAUCGGGUAAAAGACUACUCAAUGGCGAAUGUACCAUGAAAGCUUUGGUACCCUUCUUGAAAUUUUGGAGAAGAGACGAUGUUAGUAUGACUAAAGCUGAAAGAACUAUGAAAGCCGCCAUUUUAAUUCAGCAGUGGUACAGGCGUUAUUUAGCGCGAAUGGAAGUGAGAAGGCGUUAUACCUGGACCAUAUUUCAGAACAUUGAAUAUGCGGGCGAACAUGAUCAAGUGAAGCUGUAUAAUUUUUUCAACGCACUGCUCAGCCACAUGAUGGAUACGAAUGGGCGGCCCUCCUCCGAGCGUACCUCGAGGACAGCUUCCGUUUUGGAACAAGUUUUUUCCGAAGAGUCUGACGAAGGAGGGGGCGUCGAUGAGACCGCUCCCCCGAAGCCUUCACGUGGCCCCGACGUUGAAUUCCCGCUACAAAGAAAGGAUAUCGACCUAUUGAUUGAGGCAUUCAGAAAGAAAAAGCAUCGUUUACAUCCAAAGCACGUAGCUCAGAUACUGAAAGAGGCCACACAAGUAUUGAAAAGGUUACCCAAUAUCAAUGUGGCUACCACAUCUAUAUCUAGCCAGAUCACUGUUUGCGGAGAUCUCCAUGGAAAACUAGACGAUCUACUCGUCAUAUUUCACAAGAAUGGCCUGCCAUCUCCAGAAAAUCCAUAUAUAUUUAACGGAGACUUUGUGGACAGAGGCAAGAAAGGUCUAGAAGUGUUUCUUCUGCUGUUAGCGUGCAUGCUCGCUUUUCCCGGGGGUGUUUUCUUGAAUCGCGGGAAUCACGAAGAUCUCAUUAUGAAUUCGAGGUACGGCUUCAUCAAAGAAGUUCACAUGAAGUACAGGCACAAUGCUGAGCGUCUUUUGAAACUGAUUGAGUGCGUGUAUCGGUGGCUUCCACUCGGGACCAUCAUAAAUAAUCGAGUUUUCGUUGUCCACGGAGGCAUCUCGGAUACUACAGACCUGGAUAUGAUUCGGAGCCUUGAAAGGGAUAAGUACGUGUCGCUUCUGCGGCCGCCGGUGAUCGAGGGCUCAACGGCCGCGGAGUCGAUAGAUAAGGUGGAGUGGAAGCAGGUGUUUGAUAUACUGUGGUCGGAUCCACAAUGCAUCGGAGGAUGUGUGGCAAAUGCGCUUCGAGGAGCAGGAACCUACUUCGGUCCUGAUGUAACAGCGUCGUUCCUCCAGAAGAAUAAGCUGAGCUUCAUAAUUAGAAGUCACGAAUGCAAGCCCGGUGGAUAUGAAAUAAUGCAUGGCGGUAAUGUAAUUACAAUUUUCUCGGCGUCGAACUAUUACGAGUUGGGUUCCAACAAGGGCGCUUACCUGAAACUAUGCGGGAACUCGUUGGAGCGCCAGUUCGUGCAAUACACGGCGGCCGUGUCUCGCACGCGGCGUCUCACCUUCAGGCAGCGGGUUGGCCUUGUCGAAUCGUCCGCCAUGAGGGAGCUACACAAUCAGAUUAUGAUGGCCAGGAGAUCUCUGGAAGCUACUUUCCGCAGCUUGGACUCGGAGCAAAGUGGUUUCAUAUCUAUAAGCGAUUGGUGUCAAGCCAUGGAGGAGACAACACACCUCGGUCUUCCGUGGAGGAUGCUUAAAGACAAGCUUGUUCGCACCGAUCCCGAGACACGCAAAGUACGUUACAUGGAUACAUUCGAACUCAACACCAAUAGGAACGGACGAAAAUCUGACACGCUGACAGUCGUCGAGACUUUGUAUAAAAAUCAAAGAAGCUUGGAGGCGAUCUUUAAGAUAUUGGAUAAAGAUAAUUCUGGUUACAUAACGUUGGAAGAGUUUUCCGAGGCUUGCCAGCUGAUCGGCAAGUACAUGCCGAAUCCGAUGACGCAGGAGCAGCUCGUCGACAUCUGUCGGCUCAUGGACAUCAACAAGGACGGCCUGGUUGAUCUCAACGAGUUCCUCGAGAGUUUCCGUCUCGCCGAAAAGAGUUUACACGAGCAGGAAAGGAUGUACGAAGACAUGCAGGCUACCUGACAAGAACUGGACCGCCGACCCAGCAGGACGGCGGUCGAUAGAAACGAAACCGGCGUCGAAAUAGAGAUCCUCAAACUGGACAACGAAGAACAAGGAAACGCUCGCGGUGAGAUCAAUGAUUUUAAACUAAUAGAUUGCGAGGACACGCCGAAGCGACCAGCGGGCCUGUUGGAAAGUGAUAUUUAAAAUUUAUCCAUAACUCACUGCCGGUAUUCUUAAUUUAAUUUGUAAGGCUUCACGUUUGACUCACUUAACGCUCCCAUAGAUUAGAUGUGUAUUGCGGCACGUUACAUUGGUAAGUACGUGUCCAUUGCUCUUUUCGUAUUCAAUGCUUAGGUCGCAUUUUAAAAUAUCUUAAUCGAAUUAUCUUCAAGAAAAAAAAAUUUUAAAAAAUGUCUAUAUUUAUAAAAGUAGUCAAACAUGAUACUUAAC